UAUGGGUUUGCACAAGUGCUCAGUGAAAUUUCAGUUGAGCGAUGAGUGGUGGAUACGUUUACGUUGAGCCAGUCUGUAGUUUAGUGUCACAGAGGCGGGACGUGUGGUCGCAAUUUACAAAUUGAGACGAAAACUUGUGUAAACAAUGACAACAUCAAAGUUCAGUUUUCCAUGAAAAGUUAAAAUGUUUCAGUGUUAUAUAGUUUAUUCUUAGUAUCGACAAAGUGAACAGUGACGUUUAAAGUGACUUUUGAACUAAUAUCCAAAGAUUGCAGUGUGUUAAUAACUUUAAUUAAACUUAAUUUUCCACUGAAGCCUGUUAAUUGGUUACUAGAAGGGCUGUUCCACACGCAUGACGAAACAUGGAGAGCGUAGGCAACAAUACCACAUCAUAUGACGAUAGUACACUCUAUCCGAGUGAACUCAUCUCACAAAGAGAAUUUAAUGUCGCCAAAGAUAUGCUAACAACCAUCGAGUCAUGGCCUAUAGAGAAAUGCCUCGAAAUAAUAAACAUCACUGAUUCUAGCAAUAUAACGAGACGAGUGCAAACAUACAACGGUACCCAGUUUGUGUGUUUGGAUCACGCGCCCAUUUUGUCCAAAAGUACUAUAAUAAGGGCAAGUGUACUCUCAGCUAUGGCAGUGCUGUCGUUGUUCGGGAAUUUAGCUACAAUAAUAAGUUUAAAAAGAGGCAAACGGAGCAGAGGCCGCGCGCGUCCAUCGUGGACUGCGAUAUAUAGCCUUAUAUUCCAGUUGAGCAUAGCUGACUUACUUGUGACUGUGUUUUGUAUUGCCGGAGAAGCGGCGUGGUCGUUCGCUGUGCAGUGGUCUGCGGGAAAUGUAGCUUGCAAACUGUUCAAGUUCCUACAGAUGUUUGCAUUGUAUCUCAGUACGUUCAUCCUAGUACUGAUUGGUGUGGAUCGGUGGCUCGCCGUGAAAUACCCAAUGAAAAGCAUGGCCACCGCUACAAGAAGCGGCAAAUUGGUCAUCAUAGCUUGGGUGCUGAGUUUAAUAUUGAGCAUUCCGCAGGCGGUGAUUUUUGGCGUAGCACAGGGGCCGUUCGUCGAAGAGUUCCAUCAGUGUGUAACACAUGGGUUUUACACCGAGAGGUGGCAAGAGCAAGCCUACACCACGCUAUCUCUCAUCUUCAUGUUCAUUCUACCCCUUAUUAUAUUAGUAUCUACGUACGUGUCUACAGUAAGGACGAUAGCAAAAAGCGAGAAAGUUUUCCAGCCAGAAGUGAGAAGACAGCCAAAUUAUUUGACACCAGACAUGAACAGAAGAAAGCUCAUCGACAGAGCGAAAAUGAAAUCUCUGAGGAUGUCAGUUGUAAUAGUCGCAGCCUUCAUAGUGUGGUGGACACCGUACUACGUGAUGAUGAUCAUAUUUACGUUCUUGAAUCCCGAUGAAAACUUGAGCGAAGAACUACUCUCCGGAAUCUUUUUCUUCGGAAUGUCAAAUAGUCUAGUCAAUCCAGUCAUUUACGGCGCAUUCCAUUUAUGGCCGAAAAAGAAAGUUUCGAGGCACAGUGAUAGGGAAUCUGGUGGUCAACAAGCUUCACUGAUACGGCGAGGGGACAACACGUCAUCAGUGAGACUAACCACGGUCAGAUCACUGCGCUCUUCGAACAAGUACACCAACGGACAUAACGUCAGUCUUUUAUAACAACAGCGGAACAUGCGUUACCAAAGAACUAUAAACGAGGAUCAAAUCCUCGAGAAAGUGAUAACGGGACAUUCGAAUUGUGUCGUUUGCAUGGAGCUUAAAGCUAAAAUAGAACGUUGCGAGUGUGGGUGUAAGCCUAAGUAAAUGUUAAUAAGCGAUAAGUGUUUUAUAGUAUGUUUAAAAGCUUGUUCGAAUAAAGAGAUUAUAGCCCCAAUGAUUUCUGAAAGCCAUUUGUUAUUUUUAUAUGAU
This is a messenger RNA of Chilo suppressalis (striped riceborer), 1913 nucleotides long. The record is from the annotation of a GenBank genome assembly. Lineage: Eukaryota; Metazoa; Arthropoda; Insecta; Lepidoptera; Crambidae.